ACGAUAAUAUAGGUGCAUUGUCUGGGACAGUAGGAGUAAAGAGAGAGAGAGAGAGAGAGAGAGAGAGAGAGAGUGAGGGCUGGAGUGGGAGAAACAGAUAAGAAGGAAGAAAAAAGAAUGGGAAGAUCCACUUCUUGUUUCAAAAUCAUCACAUGCGGUAGCGAUUCAGCUGACAAAGAUGAUCUCCAAGCUCCUGAGAACAAGAACUCAGGUGACAGACGCGGAUGGAGUUUCCGGAAGAGAUCUGCUCGUCAUCGAGUUCUAAGCAACACUGUCAUCACAGAAGCUGCUUAUUCUGCAAAUAAGGAGAGCUCAGAAUCUGCCAGUCUUAACUUCCAAUCACCAGAUACGUCCACCGUUCCAGAGAAAAUCUCCAUAAUACAAUGCACUGAUGAGAAACCACAGUUGUCAACUUUUUCAGACGCAAAAGUAUCUGAGACUAUUGUUUUCAGCAAGGAUGAAAGUGAAGUUGAUGCCCAACUUGAAGAGUCUGUUGUUAUUGUCAUACAGGCUGCUGUCCGUGGGUUCCUGGCCCAAAGAGAACUCAUCAAGCUGAAGAACUUAGUUAAGUUGCAGGCAGCUGUACGUGGGCACUUGGUCCGGCAGCAUGCUGUUGGAACCUUACGAUGUGUACAAGCAAUUGUCAAAAUGCAAGCACUUGUUCGUGCUCGCCGUGUUCGUUUGUCACACGAGGAGUCAUCUACAGAAAAGAAGAUAGAUGGGAAGCAUGAAAAGCCUAUUUUAAAGAACUCGGGGAAGGAAAACUCAACAACCAAACCAGAUGUAGCGUACACUUCCAUUGAGAAGUUGCUUAGCAAUAGGUUUGCUCGUCAGCUAAUGGAAUCAACACCAAAGACGAGGCCUAUCCACAUCAAGUGUGAUUCUUCAAAACCAAAUUCUGCUUGGAACUGGUUGGAGAGGUGGAUGUCCAUUUCAUCAGCUGAACCAACACCACAACUAGAGUUAUCAACUGAGCAGCAAUUAGAUAGAGAGAAGAGUGGGAAUCUGGCCACUAAAUUGGAAGCUGCAGUUCCAUCCGAAGGUUUUUGUGAGUCGGCAGAUUCGAAGUCCAAUACACAGGAAACUAUUCUGCCAUCUGAAAGUGAAGAGAAUCUGGUAACUCAUGAUGCAGAUGACUUUAAGUUUCAGGAACGCCAUCUAACACCUUCUUUAUUAGGAGAUAAUUCAGAGCAGCCUCAGCCCGAGAAGAUUAGUACUUCUGGUGCAAAAGAGAGCCCAAUAGACAUAAGUUCUCUCCCAAAUCAAACAAUGCAAUCUGAUGCAACUUUGCAAAUGGCAAUUUCUCAUAAGGCAGAAAUAGAAGGUGAACAAACCGAUCAACCCAAACGAUCUAUGAAAAGGAAUGCCUCUGAACAGCUAGAGAAUGAAGGAAAGAAGUUUGUAUUUGGAUCAAGAAAAAUUAGCAAUCCUGCGUUCAUUGCUGCUCAGUCUAAGUUUGAGGAAUUAAGUUCAACAGCUAAUUCAAAUAGAUCACUCAGUUCAUCAUAUCAAGAUCGUGGAGUUGAAUCAAAUAUGGACACUGUUUCUUCUGGUGCAGACACUGUAAUGAGGACAAAGGAGCUCAACAUGGUAGAGAACUUGGUCCCUAAUAAUAUGAGGGUGCAAUAUGGUGGUUCUGAAUGUGGUACUGAACUUUCUGUUACUUCUACCCUUGAUUCACCUGAUGUAUUUGAAGUUAGAGCAUCAGAAUCCGAGCAUGAAGCUAACUCCUCAGGGAAAGAAAAUCCUAACAGUACAGAAGAUGUAGUUGUUGAAGCCAAGAAUGCAUCCACUGAUCUGGUGUCAAAAUUGUCUGACUCUAUAAAGAUUCAGCCUGGGCAACUUGACGGUGUUGGAGGUGAAGCUCUGGAUUCAAUUGUAGCUUCAGACUCCCUGCAUGUAGAGUUGAAGCUAGAGAGAAGUGCUUCUGAUGUCCCAAGAGAACUGGAGUCGGAGACAGGUGGUCCAGCAUAUAGGUCAUCCCCAGAAGCUUCUCCAAGAAGCCAUAUAACUGUUCCAGAAUCCCAUGGAACACCUUCUAGUCAAGUUUCUACAAAAACUAAAAGGAACAAAGCUGACAAGAGUGCUUCCAACCAAAAAAGCAAGUCUGUUUCAGCAAGUAAGCCAUCUCCAUCAAACCCAAAUCAUGAUUCUGGUGCGAGAAGUAGCGUGGAGCAAUUGCCUAAAGACCAAAGGAAUGGGAAGAGGCGCAAUUCUUUUGGUUCAACAAGACCUGAUCCCACUGAUCAAGAACCUAGAGACAGUAGUAGUAGUAGUUCUCUCCCUCAUUUCAUGCAUGCCACUGAAUCAGCAAGAGCCAAGAUCCAGGCAAAUAACUCACCAAGAUCAAGCCCAGAUGUGCACGACAGAGAAUACAUCAAGAAGAGACAUUCUUUACCUGGUGGAAACGGAAGGCAGGGUUCUCCAUGCGUCCAGCGAUCAACGCCUCAAGCACAGCCUGUUGCAAAGGGAAAUGGCAGCCAUGUAAUGCAUGAGAAAAAAUGGCAGAGGUGAUAGAGAAUCCCAAGUUGAUCAUGGGCACAAAAAAUGGUAAGUUGAUCAUGGGCACAAAAAAUGGUACUUGAACCAGCAAGGAAAAACUUAGGAGUUGAUUUUUGAUCUACCUUGAAAGGUAUGUCCACGUUGAUGGCAUUUAAUCGUUUACACUUGGGGAGUUUGGCAGGGAAAAGGAGAUACAUACAAGAAUUUCUUGUAAAUUGUUUAGCAUCCAAAGAAGUUGAUAUUAUUUUCUCUGAACUAUUUUUUUUAGUUGGAGUUGCGGUUGUGUGUUUGUUGAAUAAUAUUAUUUUGUGUGAUAUUAUUGUCGAGUCUUGUUAAACGUGUUUUGGUUUUAUGUAUCUGGAACUGAGAGGGUAACUCUGGAAUGGAGAGACUCAAAUUGCUGCCUCUGCUUUUGCUAAUAAACUCUUUCAUCUCCUUU
Hevea brasiliensis (rubber tree) is the source of this 2941-nucleotide messenger RNA. RefSeq names its product protein IQ-DOMAIN 32. Lineage: Eukaryota; Viridiplantae; Streptophyta; Magnoliopsida; Malpighiales; Euphorbiaceae. The record is from RefSeq and is a predicted model, not a curated record. Bases 118 to 2514 code for a protein of 798 amino acids. Gene Ontology annotation, molecular function: protein binding. The transcript has 6 exons.